AUGCCGGAAGGACCCACAGUGCGGCGCUUCAGCUCCCUUGUCUCUCCAUUUGUAGGACAGCAGGUAGAGAAGGUUGGCUGUAGAACCAAGCAGAUUGCCCUCCAGGACUUGAUGGGGCAGUGGAUUCAGGACUGUCAGGUACAUGGGAAGAAUCUCUACGUAGCGUUUGGGUGCAGCAUAACCCAUGUAACUGCUCUUGCUGAUGCCCAAGAAUUGGACGAUGGCAAGGCUCCUGAGGAGAAGAGCUUAAAUGAUUACCCACCCAGUGAUGCAACCACCGCCCGUACAAGUCCCCUCAGCUCUUUGGAGCAUGAAGAAGACAACCCCAGGUGCAAAUGGCUGCGCUUCCAUUUUGGGCUCUAUGGGAGCAUCAGAGUCAAUGAGAUGGCGCGUGCGAGGCAAGGUAACAAGAGAGGCGACUGGAGAGACCCGACACCUAGGUUACUUCUGCACUUCACUUCUGGGAAUUUUCUUGUGUUCUAUAACUGCCGAAUACACUGGUGUUCAUCUCCACAUGUUGAGCCCACCUGUGAUAUCUUGUCGGUGGAAUUUGAUAAGGAAAAGGCUCUAUGUGCGCUGUCAUCUCCCAGACCGGUCUGUGUUACUCUAAUGGAUCAGCAGCACUUCUCUGGGGUUGGGAACAUCAUUAAAAAUGAGAUCCUGUUUCUGGCUCAAGUUCACCCUCUCACCCUGGGCUCCCUACUUACCACAAACACUCUGCGUGCCCUCAUUGACCAUGCUGUAAGCUUCACUGCCCAGUGGUUGAGCAAGAAGAUGCAGAAAGAGCCACUGCACUACCACAUCUACAUGAAGGAGUAUUGCGAGAAGGGGCACAAGGUUGUGAAAGAAAGCAUCGGUCCACCGUGUGGCUUAAAGAGGCUGACCUGGUAUUGUCCUACAUGCCAGGAGCAGGUACAGCCUGAAGAAUCUGCACAAGCUUCCACAUAG
Bufo bufo (common toad) is the source of this 948-nucleotide messenger RNA. It is a transcript of the gene NEIL2, whose product is annotated as nei like DNA glycosylase 2. Gene Ontology annotation, molecular function: DNA-(apurinic or apyrimidinic site) endonuclease activity; zinc ion binding; DNA N-glycosylase activity. The record is from RefSeq and is a predicted model, not a curated record. Gene Ontology annotation, cellular component: nucleus. The coding region runs from base 1 to 948 and encodes 315 amino acids. Gene Ontology annotation, biological process: base-excision repair. The transcript has 4 exons. Lineage: Eukaryota; Metazoa; Chordata; Amphibia; Anura; Bufonidae.